UUCACGCCUGGGCACCAAACGGCAAAUACUGAGUAAAAGAAGAAAGAAAGUCGCGGGUGGAGGCCAAGAGGGGAAGCAGAUCACACCGCUAAGGCAAUCCUGAAAAUUCCUGCAUUUGAGUUCUCCAGAAAUGGAUCUGAAUCCUCCUGCAGGGGAGAACUAUGCACACCCUAAUAUAUGUUUCUUUCACGUGGUCUUCAAGGCUGCAGCUUUGGCGUUUUACAUACUUUCAGCUCUAUUUGUUGACAGUUUUGUCAUCAUAUUUGUGGUCACUGUUCUGCUAGCUGCUCUUGAUUUUUGGGUUGUUAAGAAUGUGAGUGGGCGUAUUUUGGUGGGUUUGAGAUGGUGGAAUGAAAUUAACGAUGCGGGUGAAAGUGUGUGGAAAUUUGAGUCCCUCGACCAAGAGUCAUUGGCUCGCAUGAAUAAGAAGGAUUCUUGGCUUUUCUGGUGGACCCUAUACCUUACAGCGGUUGCUUGGAUCUUCCUCGCUAUAUUCUCGCUUAUUAGGUUCCAAGCUGACUAUCUCCUUGUUAUUGGAGUGUGCUUGACACUCAGCAUUGCAAAUAUUGUUGGGUUUACAAGAUGCCACAAAGAUGCGAAGAAGCAGCUUCAAGCAUUUGCCACUCAGACCCUUGCCUCCCGGGUUUCGUCCACCAUUCAGUCUGCAUUUACUGUUUUUUGAUGAAAUCCUCCCAGUAGAGUCGCUCGCAGGAUUGGGCACACAGACCAAACAACUCUUGAAUAAUAAUAGCCAACUUGAAGGAGGGCUUUAUAUGCAUAUGUUUUUCAUAUAUAUUUUUUUGACUAGUAUAGGCUCGGUGCAUGUGGCGAAAACUGGAAACGAACGUAAAAAUUGGUUUGGACACAAAAAACCGUACUUAUUUCAUGUUAUGCACGAGGGUUUUGUAACGUUUUUUGAGUUCCAAAUGGACGCUAAUCAAUAUGGACAUACCAUGGGGAUAGGAUAAAAACAUACAAUCGAA
This is a messenger RNA of Cuscuta campestris, 983 nucleotides long. NCBI's taxonomy places the organism in Eukaryota, Viridiplantae, Streptophyta, Magnoliopsida, Solanales, Convolvulaceae. The record is from the annotation of a GenBank genome assembly.